Molecule: messenger RNA, 615 nt
Organism: Cariama cristata (Red-legged seriema)
Lineage: Eukaryota; Metazoa; Chordata; Aves; Cariamiformes; Cariamidae
Product: disintegrin and metalloproteinase domain-containing protein 11-like
Exons: 7
Source: RefSeq, a predicted model, not a curated record
CAGCAGGAGUGCGCGAAGAGUGGGGGCAAUUGCUGCAAGAAAUGCACACUGACCCACGACGCCAUGUGCAGCGAUGGGCUCUGCUGCAAAGGCUGCAAGUACGAGCCGCGUGGCGUGUCCUGCCGGGAGGCCGUGAAUGAGUGCGACAUCCCCGAGAGCUGCACUGGGGACUCCAGCCAGUGUCCCCCCAACCUCCACAAGCUGGAUGGUUACUUCUGCGAAAACGAGCAGGGACGAUGCUACGGCGGGCGCUGCAAAACCAGAGACCGGCAAUGCAACGCGCUGUGGGGCCGUGGUAAGUCCGAGCGCUUCUGCUACGAGAAGCUCAACGUGGAGGGGACUGAGAGGGGCAACUGUGGGCACGAGGGCCUGGGCUGGCUGCAGUGCAACAAGCAGGACGUCCUCUGUGGCUUCCUCCUCUGUGCCAACAUCUCGGGCGCACCCCGGUUGGGUGAGCUCAGUGGCGAGAUCGCCACCACCACCUUCUUCCACCAAAACCGUUAUGUGGAUUGCAGAGGAGGCCACGUGCAGCUGGUGGACGGCUCGGACCUGAGCUACGUGGAGGACGGGACACCCUGCGGGCCCGGCAUGCUGUGUCUCGACCGUAAAUGCCUU